This is a messenger RNA of Zymoseptoria tritici IPO323, 159 nucleotides long. RefSeq lists its product as uncharacterized. The transcript has a single exon. The record is from RefSeq and is a predicted model, not a curated record. Lineage: Eukaryota; Fungi; Ascomycota; Dothideomycetes; Mycosphaerellales; Mycosphaerellaceae. Gene Ontology annotation, molecular function: nucleic acid binding. The annotation marks the transcript as partial.
UCACCUGGCUCUAUUAUCGUUAUAGACAAUGCGAGCAUCCACCGGCAUAAGGAGGUGUCUGUUGUAGUCGCUAAUACCCUCUGUUUCCUCGAAUACCUACUACCUUAUUCACCCGACUUCAACCUUAUCGAGCAGUCCUUUAACGUGCUAAAGGCGUAG